This is a messenger RNA of Medicago truncatula (barrel medic), 2445 nucleotides long. Its product is annotated as mucin-2. The record is from RefSeq and is a predicted model, not a curated record. The coding region runs from base 214 to 2115 and encodes 633 amino acids. Lineage: Eukaryota; Viridiplantae; Streptophyta; Magnoliopsida; Fabales; Fabaceae. The transcript is spliced from 4 exons.
AAUCCUUAAAGACAAAGUAACAUCUAAUCCAACAUCUUUUUUUUCUUUACCAUAUCAUUCCAGCUUGGCCCUCUUUCUUUUUUGACACCUUUUUCUCUCCUUCCCACUUAUCUCCUUUAUCUAAAGUUAUUUGCUAUGUCUUUAAAACACUGAUCCUGUAUAUAUCAAUCACACUGAAAUUUCAACAAUAUCAUUACACAAUACUCUCUGAUAAUGGCCAAGGAAGCUUCUUUCUGUCUCUUGUUUCUCUCUUCUCUCUUAAUUUCAUGUUCUGGAUCUUUGGUGGGUUUUUCAUAUCAUGAGAGAGGAGACACAUUGACAUCAUUCCUCCAGCAUAGCAAAGUUUCUUCGUCUCAGAUUCGAGCUUUCGUCACAGAUCAUUGGAUUUUGAGCACUCUUACCAACUCAAAACUGUUAGUUGAUCUCUACUUAAACAAAAGCCAAGUUGAAAAAUUCAUUACUUCAAAACCUUCAGCAGUUUCUGAGCUAAAAGCUCAACUAGUGAACUUUCUUCCACAUUUAAACAUCAAAAGCAUCAUUGUUAGCUGUGGAAGUGAGUGCUUAUUACAAAAUGAGCUGCCUUUGAUUAUGCAUGCUCUUAAAUCAAUUCAUUCAAUUCUCAGUGAUCUUCACAUAAGUAAAGAAGUAAAAAUCUCGGUCGCAUUUCCACUUCAAGUCUUAAGGAAGUUGAAUGCAUCACAAGAACACGAAAUUCGUAGAUUACUUUCAUUUAUAAAGGAAACGAAAUCGUUUGUGAUGAUAGAAGACAACAUUGAUGGAGAAUUAAGAAUGGAUGACCAUUUUGUUCAAACUAUUAUCAAACGCGCUAAUCUUGCCGCUUCUGUUCUUCCUUGCAAAGAUGUUCCUUUGGUUCUUACAAUCAAGAGUUCAGUUAUACCAAGUUCAAUAGAAGUAACUCAAUUUAGUAAAAGAGUAUCGAAAUAUUUAGAAGCAAAAAGAAUAGCUGCAUUAUAUGUAGAACUGCAUACAACAGAAGAUUCUUCAAUGAAAGAGCUCAAAAGGGAAGAGGAAGGUAUGUUUCAUUUGUCUAGAAGAGAGAUCUUAAGCAAAUUCCACAGAAGAAAAAUUAUAGACAACACAAACAGUCCAACGAACACAGUUUACCCUACAAAUCCAACACCGGUUAUUACACCCUCAGAUACACCAACCAUUAUAGCAGUUCCUUCCACAAAUCCUGUCACAAUUUCCCCUACAAAUCCAGCUGCAAUGCCAGUAACAGUUCCUUCAACUACACCUGUUGUUCCUUUAGCUCCAACAACUCCAACCAUUACACCGGCACCGGUCUUCAAUCCAGCUACAACUCCUACAACAGUUCCAGGUGCACCACCAGUAACAUCUUAUCCACCUCCAGUAACAUCUUAUCCACCUCCAUUGGGAAAUGUUCCAGUGGUAAACCCUCAACAGCCACCUCCUUCAAACACAAAUGCUCCUUCUAUUCAGGGACAGAGUUGGUGUGUGGCGAAAACAGGUGCUCCACAAGCUUCCCUUCAAUCAGCAUUGGAUUAUGCUUGUGGAAAUGGUGCUGAUUGUUCUCAAAUACAACAGGGUGCAAGUUGUUACAGUCCUGUUACUUUGCAGAACCAUGCUUCUUUUGCCUUCAACAGUUACUAUCAAAAGAAGCCAGCUCCAACAAGUUGCGACUUUGGAGGCGCUGCUAUGUUAGUUAGCUCAAAUCCAAGUUCUGGUUCUUGCAUUUAUCCGUCAUCAUCUUCGUCGUCAUCGUCAACCUCAACUUCACCAAUGAUAUCAUCUCCAGCACCACCUACACAAUCAACUUCAACUUCAAUACCACCACCAAGUCUAACAACACCUUCACCAUCUAUUCCAACAAUAGCUCCACCAACAAUGUCAACAGCUCCAUCAUCAAUUCCAACAGCUCCACCAACAUCUUCAGGCACUUUUGGCUAUGGUACCCCACCUUCAGUGUUAAACUCAAGCAACCCAGCUUCAGGUACAAUGCCAGAUUUUGGGUCUGAUAGCCCUCCUAUUGUAAACACAACAUCGGCCUCACACCCUCGAGCUCUGAAACCUUUUACUGGCUGUAUAGUCUUGAUGAUUCCAUUUGUCACUGCAAGCCUCAGCAUGCGCCUAUAGAGUUUAGAAACAGGUUUUCCAUUCGGAUCAUCACACUACUCUAUAGACAUUCAUUAGAGUUUGUAACAUUACAUGCUGCAGUGUUAAGGUCUAUAGGUGCAGAAAGAAGGCAGAGUAAGAAAAGAAGAAAAAAUUACGUGCAUCCAUGAGCUGCUUAGAGUAUUUUAGGUUGUACAAUAUAUUAUGGUCAUUAUUGGUCAUGUACAUAUAUUUUGAGAGCUUAGGUUUUCUAUUGUUUUUUCAAGGUACAAUCUUGGUCUAUGUAGUUCAGUGUAAAUUGGUCAGAGUUGUUAUAAUUUGAGGUUCUAUCAAGAUUCAGAUGACCAAAAA